Molecule: messenger RNA, 918 nt
Organism: Rotaria sordida
Lineage: Eukaryota; Metazoa; Rotifera; Eurotatoria; Philodinida; Philodinidae
Source: the annotation of a GenBank genome assembly
AUGCGAAAAGAUUGGAUUCGUACUGAAGAAGAAAAACAAUUAAGACAAUUAGUAAAAUUAGCAAGAGAACAAAAGAAAACAAAUAGUCUACUAAAUGAUCAGCAAUCUCUUAUUACUCUUCCAACAGCUCUACGAAAGAAACGACGUUUGAUGAUAAAGCCAACAAGCCAAGAACUUGUUGAUAAUCCAAUUUAUCAAAUCAGUUUGUUUGGUUCUAAUUAUAUUCUACAUGACAACGAUCGAAUAUUAUUAAAUAAUAUAAAUAAUGCUUAUCAAUUGGUAGCAGCUAAAAUUGAUUACUCUUACACCAAUCAAUUUACAUCAUCGUCUUCUCUUUUGCAGUUUAUGAAUAACGAAAGUAUUAUGCACGAAUCAUUAAUAUAUUUUUUUAAAAGUAUACCUGAAUUUAAACAAUUAGAUAUAAAUGAUCAAAUCAUAUUGAUCAAAUCUAAUUUUAAUAAUAUUAUACAUCUACAUUAUAUGAUAAUGCGUAAUUUUCAAGAUCGUUCAGACAUUGGUAAACAUAUGUCUAAAUGGAUAAAUGAAGUUUUUCAUUAUGAAAUGACUCGAACACAUCGAUAUUUUUAUCGUUUUAUGAAUUAUCCAUUAUUAUUAAAACUUACAUUAAUUGUUUUUAUCUUUAGUGUUAAUUUAUCUGCAUCAUGGAAUAUGAAUCAAUUUUAUGAAUAUAAAAAUAAGAGAAUCCUACUUGAGUUUCAAAAUUUUUAUACGACUAUUCUAUGGCGUUAUUUAAAUUAUUUAUUUGUCGAAAAAGAAGCAGUAAAAGCAAUGGAAAUAAUAGUUAUGCAAAUUUUACGUUAUCAGUUAUUAAUGGUAACAAUGACGAAUUCUGUAAGGCAAAGUUCAGACUGUGAUCAAUUUCAUUCAUUAAUGAAAUCUAUAUUUGGACUUGUUUAA